Molecule: messenger RNA, 1240 nt
Organism: Lentinula edodes (shiitake mushroom)
Lineage: Eukaryota; Fungi; Basidiomycota; Agaricomycetes; Agaricales; Omphalotaceae
Exons: 12
Coding region: 40-1161 (373 amino acids)
Source: RefSeq, a predicted model, not a curated record
UUCUUUUCCCCAUUACUUCACUCAAUUAUCAGAUCUCUCAUGUCCUCCUCCGGAUCCGAUCUUAGUGACUUCUAUGAUGAACCUCAUAAUGAGAUCAGGUCUACUCAAAAACAGAAUGGGGAGUAUCAGCUGAGCCAGCAACUCAAGUAUCCCCGGGCAACAAUAUUUACUGUCCAAGAUUUGUAUGAGAAAAUACAUAAUAAUGACAUUGAUCUAUCACCUAAAUACCAGAGAAAUGUUGUUUGGAACAAACAAAAACAGAUCAAUAUGAUUGAUUCAAUCUUGUCCAACUAUUACAUGCCACCAAUUCUUUUUUCGGCAUCCAUUGACGACAGGGAUGGCGCAGAGCACCGUACCUGCAUAGAUGGGAAGCAACGGCUUACCAGUAUUCACUUGUUCAUGGAUGGCUUGAUACCACAUAAGGAUUCUGUGACAGGUCAAAAAUACUGGUACAAGGAGAUCGAACCUACCAACGACGAACCGACAAAGACCAAGAAGCAAUUACUUCCAGAAACAUUACGCAAGAUGUUUGCUAAUAAGCACGUUGUCUGCACUGAAUAUAUAGGAUUGACUUCUUUAGAGGAGAGGGAUAUUUUCAGCCGGGUACAGCAAGGCAAGCCUUUGAAGAAUUCCGAAAAGUUGGGUGCCACCAGUACGAAUCGCACCAUAUUCAUUCGUAGUCUGCUUGAACGCUACGUUACCGCCGAGACGCUUUGCGCGAUUCCUUGGAAAACGUCGCGCGGUGUGGACAACUUAUGCUUCUCACAUGCUGUGUACUGCAUGGCGAAGUGGUCAAUUGAUCCAGAGGAAGUCAAGGAUCAUCGCUCACUAAAAGUUUUGGGAGAGUGGUUAGCAGGCUCUCAGGAAAUCGCUGAUGAUGUGAAAUCUCAAGUUCACGAAGCUUAUGAUAUAUUCGUCAGAUUGGCUACCUCACCAAAGUAUUCUGCGCCAUUUCACAAGCAAAAGAAGGUCUCUCCGGUGGAAAUGAUAUUCAUUCCACUCCUCAUCUUUGUACAUGGUGUCUUGCCGUCCAAGGAGCUGCGGUAUAAUCUACGCGAGCUCUGUGCGCACAUCGCUAGCAUGCGUCGUUCGAGAAGAAGAAGGCGACAAACAAUCGAAAACGGAACUUCGAAAAGGAGGAGGCUGAGGACGAUCAAGUAAUAGUGGCCACCACCUCCGCUCAUUGGAACUUGUCCAUUCCGGAGACACCAACAAUGUCGUCUUCGAAUUCUAACACGGC